AUGGACGAAACUGCGCGACUGAAGGCACAGCUUGUUGCGAUGGAACGCGAAAACGCCGAACUCAAACAUCGGUUGAAGGAGGUGGAACUAGGCAUGAAUGACACAAAUCAGUUGGUUUUAAAUGGAAAUAUGCAGGUUGAAUUUCAACAGGCCGAUACGAAAAAUGUGCUAACACUGUAUAAAUCGCAGAAGAGGGCACGAUCCAGCUCCUUGGACCUUGUAGAGAUCGGUCGAGAUAGUAAAGUCUACAAUCUUCCCGUGCCCCAAGAAACGCCUGUGAAAAAUCUGGGUCAUGUGGAUGUUAAUCCUCAUGAUAAAACCUUCAAAGCUUCUCCGCAGACACCUUCCUGGCCAGUUAAACUUUCUCCGCGCAAUUUUAAGAUUAAAAAAGGGUCGCCCUCGGAAAGCAAGAGCAUCUUAAAACUUGAAAAGGAUGAUCCUGAGAUAGAACCUGUGUGCUUAAUGACAGAUCGAUAUCCACUUAUUACAAGGUCCUUGCAGGAUGCAAUCGAGGGCCAAGGGUCAGAAGAGAACGAACUAGUGUUGGUGGCACGUGCGCCUGAAAAUGGCUCGAACAGCGCAUGUAAUGUUGAAGAAGCACAGAACAGCUCAUUAGCUCCCCAUAGCUCACAAGCGGGAGUGUAUAACGAGCCAGAACACAAUGUACAUUCAACUACACCGAUCAAUCUGUCGGCCAUUGCCAAGGAAUAUUUGCAGUCUUCCAAUGCCCUCAUUGUAUCACCCUCUCCAGACACACUUCUAGUACCACGUAAAUAUCUGCGUCUUAUCUAUGGUGGAAGUGAUCAGCAAUUCUUCCAAUAUAUCCAGGAUAACCUCAACCCAUCAGGGAAAGAGAAGCGACGCAUGGUAUUUCCGCAAUUAGAGUCUAAUCCCUCUAUGCCCAUGCGUCCCGGACAGCCGGGCCUGUUGUACUCGUCCAGAUACGAGCUUUUGCAUGGAAGUUACCCCUGGACAGUUUUUUGCAAACCUGAUGCGUCAAAAGCUCUCUGGUUGUACCUAGCCUCCCAGUAUAACGGACAAGAAAGCAAGACGAAAAUUGAAUGGGCACAGCGUCUUCUAAAGGCCAAAGCACAUGACGUCUAUAUUUCGAUGCGCGCACGUAUUGCGCUUCGAAAGUACGGUCAACUUUUACCUUCCACUUCCAAAGCGGACGAAGAGACCCUGAUUCGCUCCGAGAUAAAGUCAAUAAAAAUCAACAAAGGAAUGCAUCUGACUGAAAACGACAUUAUUGACGCUUUUUCCAAGGGCGAGGAGGGCAUUGACAUAAUCCGAAUGACAUGCAUCCAAUACGACCACGUUUUCUUGAAUGACAUGAAGACUAGGUAUUCCUCUUACUCUGCACUUUGUACCGCCUCCCGAGAGAAGAAAAACGCCAGAGAAAGUGAUAGAGGCAAGGAAGGUAGGAGUCUGUCGGUGAAACAGGCCCCUAAGCAUGUAACUACGCAAAAAUCCAGCAAACGCAGGAAAUUGCAUGACGGAGAUGCAAGUAGUCUAAAUGAGGGAUGUCAAGAAUACGAAGAACCUGAAAGCAGCUCUAAAUCGUCAAUUGCGCCGCGAAGGAGCAGCCGAAAGUCUGUAGCCAAUGGUAUGUUAUCCAUCUUGUCAUCAAAUAUUGCUGCGUCAUUGACUGUGGUAUAG
Psilocybe cubensis is the source of this 1659-nucleotide messenger RNA. RefSeq lists its product as uncharacterized. The record is from RefSeq and is a predicted model, not a curated record. The transcript is spliced from 8 exons. NCBI's taxonomy places the organism in Eukaryota, Fungi, Basidiomycota, Agaricomycetes, Agaricales, Agrocybaceae. Bases 1 to 1659 code for a protein of 552 amino acids.